ACAUGCACACGUAUACCUAGCCAGUGGAAAAGAAAAAAGAGUUACUCACAUUCAUCCAUUUUACAAAGAUUUCCAGGCUGCAAUGGGAGGGCUUUACCUCUCCCUGAAGGAUGAAUAAAUAGGUAGCUUUACUGACAACCUGUUCACAGUCAAACUGCAGUGAAAACUGAGACCAAGGUCUUACUCUACUGGCACUUAUGAGAUCCAGUGCUGGCAACAUGGAGAAGAUAGUCAUCUGCCUGAUGGUCAUCUUCUUGGGGACAAUAGCCCAUAAGUCAAGCUUCCAAGAGAAGGAUCUCCUCUUGAUUAGAAUGCGUCAACUUAUAGAUAUUGUUGAUCAGCUGCAAAAUUAUGUGAAUUAUUUGGAACCUGAACCUCUGCCAGCUCCAGAAGACGUAAAGAGACACUGCGAACGGUCAGCUUUUUCAUGUUUUCAGAAGGUCCAACUAAAGGCAGCAAAUACAGGAGGCAAUGAACAGAUAAUCAGCGUAUUAACUAAACAGCUGAAGAGGAAACUACCUCCCACAAACGCAGGCAGAAGACAGAAACACAGACCAAUAUGCCCCUCAUGUGAUUCUUAUGAGAAAACAUCACCGAAAGAAUUCCUAGAAAGAUUGAAAUCACUUAUCCAAAAGAUGAUUCAUCAGCAUCUCUCCUAGAACAAAUGAGAUAUGAAGGUUCCUGAGGAUCUAACUUGAAGCUGGACACUAUAUUACAUACUCUAACACAGUAGUGAAACUCACUUCUUGGUAUUCUAAAUGGAGGAGUACAACAUAUUGGUGAUGGGGAAAAAGACUCAGAUCAGUAUUUCAAGUCAGGAUUAUUUCCCCCCAGUUACUAUACAGUUCUUCAGUUUGAUCCACAUGCUCUGUAUCUGGUCAACUUGAAAAAGCUGUCUACUCAAUUAAGUCUGAUUUCCUAUGUUA
This is a messenger RNA of Herpailurus yagouaroundi (jaguarundi), 926 nucleotides long. RefSeq names its product interleukin 21 (gene IL21). Bases 198 to 659 code for a protein of 153 amino acids. The record is from RefSeq and is a predicted model, not a curated record. Gene Ontology annotation, cellular component: extracellular region. Gene Ontology annotation, molecular function: cytokine receptor binding. The transcript has 5 exons. Gene Ontology annotation, biological process: positive regulation of natural killer cell mediated cytotoxicity; immune response. Lineage: Eukaryota; Metazoa; Chordata; Mammalia; Carnivora; Felidae.